Messenger RNA from Aspergillus novofumigatus IBT 16806, 1120 nucleotides. RefSeq names its product proteasome core particle subunit beta 2 (gene pup1). Bases 165 to 983 code for a protein of 272 amino acids. Gene Ontology annotation, molecular function: threonine-type endopeptidase activity. The transcript is spliced from 3 exons. The record is from RefSeq and is a predicted model, not a curated record. Gene Ontology annotation, cellular component: proteasome core complex. Lineage: Eukaryota; Fungi; Ascomycota; Eurotiomycetes; Eurotiales; Aspergillaceae.
CACCGACUACCUAGCUCCUCAAGCUUCCCGUGUUUCUUCCAUUGAUUCAUUUACCAGUUCCGCAACGACCACUUGAUCUUGAAGACCACUUAUCCCAGCACAAUCUUGCGUCGCUCAUCCCCUAUCUUGCCUAUCCUUACCUAUCCCUCUCCGCGCCCGUCAAUAUGGCAGGCUUCGACUUCUCCAACUACAAUCGCAACGCGGCUCUGCACGCCAAAGGUGUGCCUCUCCCGAAAGCGACAAGUACUGGUACAACAAUCGUGGGUUGUAUCUUCGACAAUGGUGUUGUGAUCGCUGCAGAUACCAGAGCUACGAGUGGCCCUAUAGUCGCAGACAAGAACUGCGAGAAACUUCACUACAUCGCCCCCAAGAUCUGGUGUGCUGGAGCCGGUACAGCUGCAGACACUGAAUUCACAACCGCCCUGAUCAGCUCCAACGUCGAACUGCACUCUCUGUCGACGGGCCGGCCCCCACGAGUAAUCACCUGCAUGACCAUGUUGAAGCAGCACCUCUUCAGAUACCAGGGACACAUCGGCGCCUAUCUGGUCGUCGCGGGCGUUGACCCGACAGGCGUCGGUCUUUUCACUGUCCACGCUCACGGUUCGACCGACAAGCUCCCCUACGUCACCAUGGGCUCCGGCUCUCUGGCCGCGAUGUCUGUUUUCGAGUCGAUGUGGAAACCGCAGCUGAACCGUGAAGAGGCUAUCGCUUUGUGCUCGGAAGCUAUCAAAGCCGGUAUCUUCAACGACUUGGGCUCCGGUAGCAACGUUGACGUGUGCGUCAUCCAGAAAGAUAAGCCCACGCAGCUACUGCGUAACUACAUGAGGCCCAACGAGCGUGGUGAGAAAGAGCGCAACUACCGCUUCCCUAGGGGCACAACGGCCUACCUGAACGAGAAGAUCAUCAGCAAACAGGACAUGAGACAAUAUGUGACUGUGGAGGAUGUCUCUGGGGAUCCAAACCUCAUGGAGGUAGAUUCGUGAUUGAGCCGACGGUAGAAAGAGCUUAAACAUGAUAUAUCUUUGUUGUCUGUGGUUUUUUGUAACGCAUCAAGAAUUCUAAUUGAAGGAUCAAUUGCAUGUCUUCAAUAUCAUCCUACUGAGGACGACUAAACUCAGCA